AUGUGUUUGGCAAUUGUAGUAGGACGCGGCAAAACGUCGCUCGACCGCAGCGCGACGUUGCCGCGCCGCUCGCGGCACAGAGCGGCGAGCCGCAGCGGCGCCGCGCCGUCAACGCUGCGAGUGCGGCCACUCGGCCGCGGAACGCACGUGCGAGAGACGCGCGCACGGCCGCUCGAAGAGCGACAUGGCAUCGGAAUGACCCAAUCCCUGGACGUGCAGCUGUUCAUCUGCCAGGUGGCGAAGCACCCGGAGAUCUGGGACCUGAACAGCGAGGGCAACAGGCACAGGAGGAGCAAACAGCGCGCCUGGGCGCAGAUCGCGCGCGUUUUCAUGGCCGACUUCGACUCGAUGCCGGAUCGCGAGAAGCGGGAAGUGUACAAGAAGCUGCACGGCAAAUGGCGCAACAUCCGCGACUCGUACGUCCGCGACCUGAGGAGGAAGGAAGGCAGACGGGGCUACAUUUACGAAGAGCAGCUGGCCUUCCUCCAGGACCUGUACAGCAGCAGCAAGGGAUCAGGAAGCGAGGACCCCCGGGAGCACGGUGAGGCGGCACACCGGAAGCGGUCGGCGGGCAAGAGACACGAGCUCAGCGGAGCCAGCGCUUUGGCCAGUGCUGAACCUCCGGUCAUAGACAACCCAAGAAGGAGAAAGAGAGUGAACAAGGCUGAUAAGAUAGACUUCGUCGACACGCCGUGCCACGACCAUGGACGCAGCUACCCCGUAGAGGACGAGGAUAGGUCGUUCUUCGAGUCGCUUCUUCCCGCCGUCAGGGAGUUCGACGUGGACCGCAAACUGGAGUUCCGCAGCGAGGUCAUACGCCUCGUGAAGCAGCUGAGGAACUGCGAGGGGAAAACCAAAGCGGACCCGUCC
Messenger RNA from Iphiclides podalirius (scarce swallowtail), 870 nucleotides. The record is from the annotation of a GenBank genome assembly. Lineage: Eukaryota; Metazoa; Arthropoda; Insecta; Lepidoptera; Papilionidae.